CCCGGAAGUGUGUAGGAUUUUCGCCUGGAAUAAAUUGACAUGGUUGUUUUCAUGCCAGUGUUGGAGAGAGAAAAAAAAGUUACGUUGGUGUGAGCAGAUCCAAUGUAACGAGUUCGUCUUAAAACCCGUCGAAGUCUUUUAAGAGCUUUUAUACAACAAUUCACAGCCAGGGAGGGAAACAAAGUCACAGUUGAGAGAAUUUUCCCGCCUGUUUUCCACCUUCUGCCUCCGUGUGGGUUUUUCUUCUGGCGGCGGCUCCACUACCAAGCACACGCCUCGACGUCCAGAAACUAAAAGCAGCAGCAAUGGGGAGCAAACCGGGCCCAGUUCAGAUAGUGACGGUGUGCAAGGAGGAUCACUCCUUUACGCUGGACGAGGAAGCGCUCGAGCGCGUCCUCUUGACCCCGACCGUGCGAGACAAAAAUGUGGUGGUGCUUUCGGUGGCCGGCGCCUUCAGGAAGGGCAAGAGCUUCCUGCUCGACUUCAUGUUGCGAUACAUGUACAGAAAGGGUGACGAAAACUGGCUGGGUAACGACGACGAGCCCCUGACGGGAUUCUCCUGGCGAGGUGGCUCGGAACCGGAGACGACCGGCAUCCAGAUCUGGAGCGAGGUCUUCCCCAUCCAGAAAAGUGAUGGAAGCGAGGUGGCAGUAAUGCUUAUGGACACUCAGGGAGCUUUUGAUAACCGGUCCACAGUGAAAGACUGUGCCACCAUCUUUGCCCUCAGCACCAUGACCAGCUCCAUUCAGAUUUACAAUUUGUCCCAGAACAUCCAAGAAGAUGACCUGCAGCACCUACAGCUUUUCACCGAGUACGGCCGGCUGGCCUUGGAUGAAAUCUUCCUGAAGCCUUUCCAGUCCUUGAUGUUCCUCAUCCGCGACUGGAGCUUCCCCUACGAGUACACGUACGGCUUUAAAGGAGGCAACGAAUUCCUGGAGAAACGAUUACAGGUCAAGGAGGCCCAGCACGAGGAGCUGCAAACGGUGAGGGAGCACAUCCACUCCUGCUUCACCAACAUUUCCUGCUUCCUGCUGCCACACCCUGGUUUGAGAGUUGCCACCAGCCCGACUUUUGAAGGACAACUUAAUGCGGUGGCACCAGAGUUCAAAGAGCAGCUGAAGAUUUUGAUCCCCGAUCUCCUGCAUCCCGACAACCUGGCCGAGAAGGAGAUCAAUGGAAACAAAGUCACCUGCAGAGGCCUGCUGGAGUACUUCAAGGCUUACAUCAAGAUUUACCAGGGAGAGGACUUCCCCCGAGAAUGA
Messenger RNA from Syngnathus typhle (broad-nosed pipefish), 1262 nucleotides. Its product is annotated as atlastin-3-like. Gene Ontology annotation, molecular function: GTP binding; GTPase activity. Gene Ontology annotation, biological process: endoplasmic reticulum organization; protein homooligomerization. The transcript is spliced from 12 exons. Lineage: Eukaryota; Metazoa; Chordata; Actinopteri; Syngnathiformes; Syngnathidae. The record is from RefSeq and is a predicted model, not a curated record. The coding region runs from base 306 to 1262 and encodes 318 amino acids.